UAUAUAAAAGUCGUAGAUUUUUCUAAAUAUGUAUCAGUUACUGGUUGGGCUUAGGACAAAGCUAAACAAACCUCAACACAAAAUGUACUCGAAGGUGCUUUGCCUCGCUACCCUUCUGGCUGUGGCUGCCGCUCACUAUGGUCACUCAUCGCAGUACAUCUCUCGCCACGACGGGCCGGCGCAUCUCGUGCCCAUCCACGGACACCAUGGCCAUCAUGACCAUGACUACUAUGCUUACCCUAAGUACGAGUUCGAGUACAAAGUAGACGACCCGCAUACCGGUGACCACAAGACCCAGCACGAGCACCGCGAUGGUGAUGUCGUCAAGGGCUUCUACAGCCUGCACGAGCCCGACGGUUCCAUCAGACACGUCCACUACCACGGCGACAAGCACACCGGAUUCCACGCUGACGUUAAGCACAGCACCCACCACAUCGUGCCCCAUCAUCAUCAUUAUUAAAAUACCAACGAUUUUGUUUUUAUACUGUUUCUAUUUGUGUUCGACUUUGAUAUGUUUAUACCAAAUAAAAAAUAUUAACAUUUGAA
This is a messenger RNA of Cydia pomonella (codling moth), 546 nucleotides long. RefSeq names its product pupal cuticle protein Edg-84A-like. Gene Ontology annotation, cellular component: extracellular matrix. The transcript has 4 exons. The coding region runs from base 29 to 460 and encodes 143 amino acids. NCBI's taxonomy places the organism in Eukaryota, Metazoa, Arthropoda, Insecta, Lepidoptera, Tortricidae. The record is from RefSeq and is a predicted model, not a curated record.